This is a messenger RNA of Leishmania major strain Friedlin, 4527 nucleotides long. RefSeq lists its product as hypothetical. Gene Ontology annotation, molecular function: microfilament motor activity; actin filament binding. The transcript has a single exon. The record is from RefSeq and is a predicted model, not a curated record. Gene Ontology annotation, biological process: vesicle transport along actin filament; actin filament organization. The coding region runs from base 1 to 4527 and encodes 1508 amino acids. Gene Ontology annotation, cellular component: actin cytoskeleton; cytoplasm; vesicle. NCBI's taxonomy places the organism in Eukaryota, Euglenozoa, Kinetoplastea, Trypanosomatida, Trypanosomatidae.
AUGUGCCGCGCUGCUUUCUGGGCCUGCAGCUCCGUCUCCUCAGGCACUGCGGCAGCCGAUCGCACACCUCCGCAGCAGUGCGCAGCCAAAUCCUCGAGGCCGAGGGCAUCACAGGACUGGAUGCUGCACGACAUUCUUGUCACACCCCUCUACGUGUGCGUGAAUCCCGCGGCUGUCGUGCCGCUCAACACAAGCGCCGAUCUUCUCCUGCUGCGCAGGGUUGCAAGCGGUGGUGUGCCGGUCGAUGCUGCGGAGGUGACGGCUGCAUCGUCAGCUGCGCUGGACGUCCUGCUUCGUGAGUCACCGACGUGUGGCGCACUUGUCUACGGUCUGCUGUUGCAGCAGCGACAGUGGACGGUGCACAACACUGUAGCCCCGCCGCUUUCCAUCCUGGACAGCAGCGCCUGCAUCGUUGCAGAGGGGGGCGACUUUACCCCAUACGAGGAGGCACUAGCUGCAGACGUGUACGUGUCGGCGGUGCCUUCUCUGCCAGCGGCGUCACCGUCGACACGCCCCCCAAGGACUCGCUCGCCAACUGAGACGACGCAGUUGGCGACAUCGCCGUCUGCGUCACCCGAGGAAGAGGGAGACGACGUAUUGGACCACAGCUUCGGGGCAUGGGCUGCGAAGCUGUCGCAACAACUCCUGCGCCGAUGGGCGUGCCUGCCGUCGCAGACUGUUCUUUGCUGUGGGGAGCGGCAGGCGACGCUGCGGCAUCGCAGAGGACUCGUGCUCCGUCACGCCGCUGAUGUGCGGGGUGGCACCACGCCCGCUUCUGCGACUCAAAGUGACUCAUAUGUGCGGAGACUCAGGGCAGCACUCUAUCUUCUUGACGCACUGCGGCCCGUUGGCAGCGUGCCGGGGAGAUAUGCCUGUGAGCGCGGUGAAACAAACUCGAGCGUUGUGGUUGACGCGUUGGAUGUGGUUCUCGAAGAGUGCGAGGACGAUGACAGGCGCUGCGAGCCACUAGAGCUGCAGCGCUGCUAUCGCCUUCUGCGGGGGCGUGUGCGGCGUGUGGCCGCGUUUGCCCCCGUUGCGGCGCUUGGUUGGUCAGCCGACGGAUCUCGCCUCACACCAGAGCCAGACUACCUGCAACUCCCGUGGUGCGCAGCACACUCGACAGCGUUGGCUCUGACUGCUGCGCAGGCGUAUGCAACACCUUCCUCUAUGCCUUCGUAUGCUCACGUGUCUUUGUCAGGGCUUGACGCCUGCAUGGACACUCUCCAGUUCACAGCCGAGCAGCAGACAUGCCUGCAUGAGCUCGCCUACAGUGUGCUAUAUCUUGCCUCUCUGACGUUCACAUCACAGAGGGGGCCCAGCGGGGGCCCUGCAGCGGUCUCCGCCAAGUCACUGCCGGCGCUGAGCGCUGCCGCCCAGCUUCUGCGCCUGCCAGCGAGUGAGCUUGUCGCCGCCUUGACGACAGUGGCGGCACGCGAUGGUGUCCAGUCCACGUCAGCGGCAACGCGGCAUGCCUUAAACUGCGCCGGCGCGAUGCAGAUGCAGCGCACUCUAGUGACGCACCUCGGCGGGCUGGUGGUGCGCACGCUGAUGCAUCUCAUCAACGCAGCCCUUCACGUCGAUGGCCGCGUCGCUACGGAGGCGCGCACCCUCACACUUGCUGCCGUCGCCGAUACCGAAGAUACGGCGGCACAGGAGCAACAUACUCACAUGCCCGGCGCACAUGAGGAGCGUCACGAAGGGUCUGGAGGCGGCCUUACGAAGUGGUACGCCGCGUACGUGCGCUGCCACGCCGCCUUGACUGUGCGCGAUCGGCUCGUCUGCGCCCUGCAACGCGAGGCGUGCUACGAAGGAGUGGAGCUGGAGGUGGACAGCUGGCUUGAUGAGCUCUCCGCCGCAUCGACUGCUUCCACCGCCACAGCACUUCGGCUGGGCAGAGUAGCUGCAGAGGUGCGCGAGGUUGCGACGCGGGUCAUGAUGCCAUCGGCGAAGCAGCGAGGGAAAGGUACCGUCCUCACCACUCACACCGCUGCCGGUGCUUACGACUUCGUUGACACCACAUGUGAUAUCCCUGUGGUAGCGGAGCUGGCGCACAUUCUGGAGGCAGUAACGUCGAGGUGUAUCGGCGCCGAUGUCUCCGCGGAGCCGCCCUUGUCUUCCCCAGAAGCGGUGCAGCGUCUACUCACGGAGCAGCUUCAGGCGCUGGUGGCAUCGAUGCGUCAGGCAACAGCCAGCGAAGAGGUCGACAACGCCAAGCGGGUAGCAGAAGAGGUGGUGUGCACGUGGGAGGGCACGGCGUCUGCCGACAGCAGCGCGUGUGAUGGGGCUCUUGUGCUCACCUUCCCGCGUGGUCUGCACCCCCCUCUUCGACUCUCUGUGCGCUGCCUUGCUGCCGACAUCUUUGCCGCUGCACGCCUCUGCUUGACGGGUACGACGCCAGCGAUGCAGCAGAUCAUAGGUGGCGUGAGCAAACGGUGCGUGUCUUGGACCUCCGCCGGCAUCUCACCCAAAGGCGGGGAGAGGGGCGAAGCACAGAUGGUGCAGAGCCCACUGUAUCAUGUUUAUCGCGGCCGUGGGGGAGAGGAGGAUAUGAGUGCUUCACCUAAGCUGACUCCGUGCUCUGCCCACGCAGCCGUGCAGUCCAUACUCGCACGUCGUCACCAAAGCCACAGUUCCAUGGCUAACAUAGCGAUGGAUGUCGGUCAUCGUGGCGGCCACGCCGCCCCUCUGGCGUCCGACUUCUGGUAUGUCAUCCUCGCCGUUCCUGUCCUAGCGGAGACUGCGAGCUGGGGGCCUUUGCGGGAUGCCGGCGACUUGGACCAGCACCAGUGGAGCUCCGCAGGCGCCUACCCUUUCCUCGAGCCGGUGCUUCCCCACGACGCGCCAGUGUCCCCCGCACCUGCGCCAAGGGUGGCGCUGACGCGCGACGACGCCCUGACGACACAUCUGCAUGAGCGCGAUCCGCUGCUACUCGCCUUGUUCUUCUGGUCUCGCCUCUGCCACUGCCACAUCUGCCCGGUGCCUGUGUUUGCAAAGGUGUGCGCGGUGCCGCUGUUAACGUCGUAUGCGCAGUGGCGGCCGUCUAAAAGAGCGUCACCACACAAUACGGCGGCCACUAGCUGGGCAGCCGUGGAGGGCCGAGAGGAUUUUCUGAGCGAGAGCACUGCGCGCGCGGUAACCGACGCCUCCUCCAGCGCUCCUUUACGCACACCACGGUUGCGCAUGCGUGCCAUGGCGCCUGACGACGCGGCCGCCGAGUUUCUGAACCGAGUGCGUUAUCUGCAACAUCAGGCACGGUACCGCGAGCUGUGCUUACUGGCGCUCGCAGAGGUACCCUGCUGCAGCGAUGGCGGUGUAGUGCUUGGGGUCAGUGCCGUUUUUCUGAGAUCUGCCGCCGUAGCGGCGAUACGGUCGUGUUGCACGGAGCUGCGCGAGACGGCCGUGCGGUGCCUUCAAGAGACCGGUCGCGGCUUCCUUGCCCGCCGCCGCCUUUGCUUUGCGCACGAGCAGCAGCGGCAGCAACGCCAACAGGAACAUCGCCGAUCACUGCGUUUGGCCAACAGCUGCCUCGGGAACGCGGCGGUGCCGGCGUCGGCGGAGAUGCGGGAGCGCGAGGCUCUUGAGCAUGCGAGAGACGCACAGCUGACGCAGGCAGCCCACGAGCGGACGCAUGCCCUCACUUGCUCUACGCGGCACCUUAGCCACAAUGUUAGUCAGCUGCAGCAGGGAUGGACGGAGACACUGGAACUGCUGGAGGGCGAGCUGGUGGGCGCCGUGGUGCAGAUAAACGCAUAUGAGACGCAGAGGCGUUCCGCCGAGGACGCGGCGCGGCAGGAGGCGCGUCUGACGUUGCGCGUCCACGAGGAGGCGUGGAGCGAAGUCUGGGCGGGUGCAAAGGAGCUUCGAACGCGUCGGCAGGCGGCCCUGGCAGAGCGGCGGCGGCGGCGUCGCCCAUCUCCUCUUGCACGGAGUGCAAGUCAGGGCCCGGUGGCGAUCGAGGAAGGGAUUCGACGAGCAACCGCCGCUGCCCAUCACACGUCGCAGCUGAGGCGCGAGGCAGUACAGUCAGCAGAGGCGGCGCUGCUGUCACAGUUGAUAAGAGCGAGCCGUCGUGAGGAUGCGCAGUCGCUCGCUGAUCACGUGCGGCGGCAGGAGGCGCGUGCGACGCGCCUGGCGGACAGCCGCCGGCAGGACAAAAGCGGCGUAGUCGCGUCUGAGGAGGCGCAGCGACAUGAAGGACAGCGCGAGAGCGAAAUCACUGCAACGCUGCCACAGCACGUGGAGUCGCCGACAGACUUUUCGAGACGGCAGUACAGCAACCCUGAGGGACUGGUGCUUGCCCGUCCGUGUCGCUCGUCAGAUCAGCGAAGCACAGGCGUUACUCUUACUCGCCCUCUCGGUGAGGGUCGUACUCGAUCCAUAUCUGUAUCGCGUAGCGAGCGUGGCGGGGUCGGGCGCACACCCAUCGCGUCGAUCGAGCGCACAACGACAGCAACGGCGGAUUCGUCCGAGUGGGCGGUGCAGCGGGACCUGAUGUCGCUGUGGGAGUCGUCUCGCAUGUCUGUUUGA